Thermochaetoides thermophila DSM 1495 is the source of this 3993-nucleotide messenger RNA. RefSeq names its product fibronectin type 3 domain-containing protein. Bases 1 to 3993 code for a protein of 1330 amino acids. The transcript is spliced from 3 exons. The record is from RefSeq and is a predicted model, not a curated record. NCBI's taxonomy places the organism in Eukaryota, Fungi, Ascomycota, Sordariomycetes, Sordariales, Chaetomiaceae. Gene Ontology annotation, molecular function: protein binding.
AUGUCUUUACAACUCCUCUCCAACUUGCACGCCUCUGAUUCCUCCCGCUGUUUUCCCGUUGCGCGACUCGAAGCUGUCACGACGACGACGACCUCACCAGACGACGAUAACAUCCCCUCUUUCGCCGGCCUCUGCGACCCCCUCUCGACCGACCGCAGCGCUGCCACUACGAUCGCGGCUAUGUCAUGGAUCUCCUGGCCGUCGCUGGUGCCCACGAUCCUCAUUAUCUCGGCUAGCCUCGCCUGGUGCUUCCGGGAGCCUAAGACCGCCCGCUUCAACCUGAUUGCCGCCGUUGGCGUCGCCCUACUCGGCUGGGUUGUGGCGCCCGACUUGUCCCGCGAGAUCUCCUUUUCCAUCUACGCCGCCGCAGUCGACGCCGUCGCUGCCCUGCGCUUGCAUCUACUGAUCGCGAAGCACUCCAACAUGCUGCUGACCGGCGCCGCUGUCGUAUGGUUGCUGCGGAGGACUUGGCAGACCCUGUGGAAGCCUGUGCCCGAGUUGAUCAACAUCCUGGGUGUCGACGUGCCCGAUCCUCCGGAUGUGUCGUUGGCCGGCAUUCGAUCUGACGCUGCGACCAUCAACUGGACUCGCCCGCCGCCGAACCGAUCUGUCUCCAAGUUCCUGAUCCAGGUCAAUGGCGUGGUUGUUGGCGAGGUGUCUGCCAACCAGGAGCCCGCAAUCGUUGUCAGCGGCCUGAAGCCGGACCACUUCUACAAUGUGCGCGUCAUCGCCGUCGGCUCGAACAACUUCCAAGCAGGCAGCCGGGUGAUCCGACUGCGGACCUUUGGCCGCGACGGGCGGCCUCAGCUCGGCAAUUCUCGUCUCCCAUCGAGUUUUACCCCCGAAGAGCCCCGCAGCACAGCAUCAGGCGAUGCGGGCGACGACAGCUCGGGCGGCCGAGUCCCUUUCCCUGCUCUUGAGGUACCUACCGUCCAGGAACCAGUGGUCACCCCAGCCCGGGAUGGACACUCUGGUGGAGGCUCCGGCCCUCGCCGUAAUACAGUUACACGACGCCAUUCGCCUUCCACGACGAGUAUCGAUCAGCAGCCGCCACCGCGCGAGGAGCCCUCCGAGGACCCUGAGCAGACCUUACCCGAGUUGACAGAGAAAUUCGAGAAGAUCCGACAAGAGACCGAGGAUGUGCUGGCCCAGAUUGCGAAGGAGGAGGCUGACAAUAGGUUGUUACUAGAGGAGCUCGAGGCGGAUAAACAGGAGAAGAGAAAGGAGCAGAAGAAAAAGGAAGAGCAGACAGAGCGAUUAAGGAAGGACGUGCACUCUACGGAGCGCGCCAUGCGCAAUGCCUUGCAGCGCAAGGCGCAGAAGGAGAAGCAGUUGAAGGAGAAGAGGAAUGAGCGAGAGAAGCUCUACGAUAGUAUCGCCAAGUGGGAGAAAGGCGUGGAGGAGAUGGUCAAGGAGCGUGAAAGUUUCGCAGAGACCAUGAAGGAGAUGGAGGAAGAGCGAGACCAAAAGGUGGAGCAAUUUCGGGCAGAAAACGAUAGUCUGCUGGCGGAGUGCUCGCGCCUGGAGCAAGAGCUGAAGGAGAAGAGGGAGCAGGUCAGAGAGCUCGAAGAGGCCCGGAAGCAUCUGCCCGGAGGGGAUGAGGACCCUGGUGAAUGGCGCGAGAAGCUACAGGAGAUCAGGAGGGAGUGGUAUCGGAAGCAGAGAGAGCUGCAGGAUGCUCUGGCUUUUGAAACUCGGCGGGCUAGAAGCCUGGACGAGCAGCUGCGCAUCCUCAGCAUGCAGAUCCAACACAUCCCCCAGCCCCCCUACGGGUUAUAUGCACAGCCGGGCGUUCCCCCUCCCAUGGACUACGACCCUACUGCGCUGUCCCAGCUCAAGAGACGGACUCGACCUAGCAAUUCGAUUUCCAGCGUCUCUAUGCCGCAGCCCAUGCCAGCCUACACCCAGAUGGACCCAGCUAUGUCAGUGCCUGCUCCCGCAGGGUUCUCCAGCGCUCGCUCUGCCAAUGCCCCUCCCGGCUUCGCUCCCGGCCCAUUCAUGAACCUCUCGACUGACAUCCCGAGCCGUCACGAUGACCUGAGCGGCAGAACUGCGCCGCUGAGCCCAUCAGCCACCGCUCUUCUGCCGUCCAACAUCUUGGCAGAUAUCGACGAUGAUGGCCCUAACCCAGUUUCGCGCUUCGACCCGGAUCCAUUCCCGGUCCUGCCCCGCCAGCGAAUGACCCCCGACAAUGCCCCCAAGUCGCCAGCAUCGUCUGGCAAGUCAUCCCAGAACCUGUUUUCGAGCCCGCACGGCUCCAGCAGCAACCUGCCGUUCCCAGCCUUCCAGAACGACACCGCCGACAGGCUCUCGCUCCACGGGCCCGGCAGCAUCCCAUCGCCCGCCGCGUCGGAGCAACCUCGCAACAAGCUGAGCGGCUUCUUCUCUUUCCAACGGUCUGGUCCUACCAAAACGUUGGAGAAUGAAGGCCCGCUGCUCGGCAGCCUCAAGCCCUCGCAGAGCCAGUCCUUCCCUAGGCAGACCGACGACCUAGAAGUGGGCAACAAGCGCCGCGUCAGCCUGUCCAGCACCUGGAAUGUGUUCAAUCGUAACUCAGUCGGACCCGAGAUCGGCGGCGGUGGCGGCAGCGGCAGUGGUGAUUCCCAUGCCACCGCGGCGGCUCCGGGCUCCCGCCUUUUCUCACGCAGUCUGAACCCCUUCUCUUCCUCCCGCAGCAGCCUUUUCGGCGAGCGCGACCCCAGCAGCCCGAGGCCCGCUAGCAUCGCCUCGACCGAGUUCCCGCGCCCGUCAACUGAGUCGAACUCGAUCUGGGGCCCGCUCGGUGGUGAGAAACAGAGCCGGCUGUGGUCGCCUGAUGUGUCAUGGUCGAGGAACCCCUCGCGCAGGCCGUCCCUCCAUGGCUCGCCGUCGGCACUGAAAACGAGCCUGGCAUCGGCCGAGGAUGAGAUCCUGGGCGAGGAGAUGGUGCCGAAUGUGAAGGACGUGGGGGUCAUUGGGAGUCGACCACCUGUUCAGACGCAGGCCCAGAAUCAGAACCAGAGUAAAGCGGCGCUGGGCCGUCUCAAUCCCAACGCGCCGGCCUUUAUUGGCUCGCUGUUCAAGUCCAAGCCUGAUAAGGACAAGGACGGCAAGGACCAGAAAGACAAGGCUAAGGCUGACCACCACAAGAAGGACAAGGACAAGUCUUCGUCCAAGGCCAAGGAGAGUAAGGAUUCCUCUGCCAAAGACAAGACCAAGACCCCGGACACAACCCCCGCCUCCGUCGCCAGUAGUGGCAUCUUCGACCUAGACUCCUCCCCUCUCCAACCGCGUAUGUCCCGCGACGCAAUCUCCGUACACACGCACACCUCCGCCGUCUCCGAAUCCCGCGACUCGCUUUCGUUGGAUCAAUCCUUCUCCAACACUCCCUCCGAACCCGCUAGCAUAAUCAGUGGGCUGUCCAGUUCCUACAAGGACGACACCGCAAGCCAAACUAGCGGUAGCAGCAAUGUCGUCAGGAAGUUGUUCCGCAAGAGCAGCUCCAGUAAGUUUGGUAGUGGACUGUUCAAGAAGGCUUCGAAUACGAGCAGCGCGGCUACCGGCGCUGGGACUCAGAAUGGGGGCUCGGACAAGAGGGUGUCGAUCGACAGAUCGAGCGACUUCGACGACCUGAAUGAAGAAAACGGCUCGCUGAGCUUCCUUGGCCGCAGCUUCGACAGUAUCUUGUCUGUAUCAGCCUCCAGCACUGCGUCCAGUAGCCAUAACCAUCAUCACCUUGCCCUCGCUCCGACGCUGAGUUCCGGAGGGAAGAGUAGCACCAGCAGUAGUGCCACUCCCGUUGGUGGAGCAGGGAGCAGCACGCCGAAGGAGGCUAAGGCGCCGGUGAGGUGGUUGAGCGGAUUUGGGAAGAAGAAGAAGGAGAAUGGGAAUGGGAAUGGGAAUGGGAAGGUAGGGGAAAUUCCGGAUGAGGAUAAGGCCCUUACGCCGGUGGAUGUUUCUUCUUCCGGGCUUCUCGCUGAAGAGACCAACGCUGGGAAUGGCAAUAACGUUUAG